Molecule: messenger RNA, 2095 nt
Organism: Prosopis cineraria
Lineage: Eukaryota; Viridiplantae; Streptophyta; Magnoliopsida; Fabales; Fabaceae
Product: putative glycerol-3-phosphate transporter 1
Exons: 3
Coding region: 180-1748 (522 amino acids)
Biological process (GO): transmembrane transport; phosphate ion homeostasis
Cellular component (GO): membrane
Molecular function (GO): glucose 6-phosphate:phosphate antiporter activity
Source: RefSeq, a predicted model, not a curated record
GUGUCUUUAAGGAACGAAGACUAAAGGGAAGCAACUGGCAGAAAACUGAAAGCAUAGAGUUUGCGAGGGAGAAGCAAGCAAAAGCGACACAGUGAGAGCUUCUAAUAGCUUGAGAAAUUUCCUGUAAGGGGAAGCAUUAACUUCUUCCCUUUUCUGGCGUCUGAAUUAAGGACUAAUACAUGGGUCCAGCAUCAGAAUUGUUAUCCGAGAGACGUUGCAGUAAGCCCCCUGGGAUUAGGAUCCUAGAGUCUAUUAAGAGAAGCCCUGUUUCUUUCAAGACCUACCAAGCCAUCGUUUUGGUAGUAACAUUUUUUGCUUAUGCAAGCUAUCAUGCUACCCGGAAAACAACAAGUAUUGUAAAGAGUGUCCUUGAUCCCGAAUCAACAGAUUUUGGCUUAAAUUUCUAUCGAUUGAGAUCAAAUGGUACCAAUCAGUUGAUCGGAAACAGAAAAUUUUCCUGGAUUCUUGGAAGUGGUUGGGCUCCAUUUAAUGGACCAGAUGGGACAGCACUUCUUGGUGAAUUGGAUGUUGCUUUCCUUGCAGUAUAUGCUUUUGGGAUGUAUUUUUCUGGCCACUUAGGAGAUAGGUUAAAUCUGAGGAUUUUUCUAACCGUGGGAAUGUUGGGAACUUGUUUGUUUACUUCGCUUUUUGGUGUAGGAUACUGGGGAAACAUCCAUAGCUUCUAUUAUUACUUAGUAAUUCAAAUGUUUGCUGGAUUGUUUCAAUCCACGGGAUGGCCGUCAGUAGUUGCGGUUGUUGGUAACUGGUUUGGAAAGAAGAAGAGAGGGUUGAUUAUGGGUAUAUGGAAUGCUCACACUUCUGUUGGGAACAUUUCUGGUUCUUUGAUUGCUUCUGCUCUUUUAAGCUAUGGAUGGGGGUGGUCCUUUGUUGUACCAGGACUUAUCAUUGGUUUCCUUGGUUUGGUUGUUUUUCUUUUAUUGCCUGUAUCACCUGAGUCCGUCGGAGCUGAUGGAGAGGAAGAUGAAUGCAAUUCACCCAAGAAAAAUGGAGAUGAAGAAAUUGAAGAGCCACUGUUAAGGCCUGAGACGGUUGUUGAGGAGGAGAAAGCUGUAGGAUUCAUAGAGGCAUGGAAAAUUCCUGGGGUUGCUCCUUUUGCUCUUUGUCUUUUCUUUGCCAAGUUGGUUGCAUAUACGUUUCUCUACUGGCUUCCAUUCUACAUUACCCACACAGCAAUUGAUGGCAAAUAUCUAUCUAGUGAGACAGCAGGAACACUGUCCACUUUAUUUGAUGUUGGUGGAGUGCUUGGAGGAAUCCUGGCUGGCCACAUUUCGGAUAAGUUAGAUGCCAGAGCAAUAACAGCAGCAAGUUUCAUGUACCUUGCAAUCCCUGCUCUCUUCUUCUAUCGGUCUUACGGGCACGUAUCAUUGGUUGUAAAUAUAGUAUUGAUGUUCAUCACUGGCAUGUUUGUGAACGGGCCUUAUGCUCUCAUAACAACAGCUGUUUCGGCUGACCUGGGAACACACAGUUCACUGAAUGGAAAUUCACGAGCUUUGGCAACUGUGACGGCAAUAAUUGAUGGAACUGGUUCUGUUGGGGCGGCCAUUGGCCCUUUAAUAACAGGCUACAUUUCUAAAGACAGCUGGAAUGCCGUUUUCACGAUGUUAAUGGCAUCAGCUCUAAUUGCAGGGCUUCUUUUAACCAGGCUUGUAAUAACAGAGGUAGCCACAAAGAUUGCCGAGUCCAGGUCUCGUCGUCGUGGAGCACAAGAACCUAUAGCAGAAGUUUGAGAAUUUUAAAACAGAUGGCAGUGAUUUAUCUGGCUGUGUUGCCUACCUACUCCCAGAGUGUCCCUGAUUUACUGGCUCCGGUCAUUAUUAACGAAGGACAUGCCCAGUAAUGGCUGAAAUGGAGAGGGGCGUUUUAAAUUUUAUCCAUCGCCACGAUUUUAUGGGGCAGUUUGGCGUAUUUUUUUGUACAUAAGUGUGUGAUUUACCCAGUUUGGCAUAGUGUCAUCACAAAGAUGACCUUUACAAGAAAUGGUUAUAAUUUUUGUAUAUUGGAAAUUUACUUGGAUAUCAGGAAUGAGAUUUCCCAGUGAGUUUAUAAAUGGGUUUGGUGACCAUAGUUCAAGAAA